Molecule: messenger RNA, 3368 nt
Organism: Electrophorus electricus (electric eel)
Lineage: Eukaryota; Metazoa; Chordata; Actinopteri; Gymnotiformes; Gymnotidae
Gene: pacs2
Product: phosphofurin acidic cluster sorting protein 2
Biological process (GO): protein localization to plasma membrane
Molecular function (GO): transmembrane transporter binding
Source: RefSeq, a predicted model, not a curated record
GCGGUGAGCGAGUGGUGCUGCAGUUCGUGCCGCGAUCGCUCGGUGAACGGUGAGAAAUUUCUGUCACGGGGAGACCGGCGACGACAUGAACCUGCGCGCAGAUACCGCACGCACUCCAGUGCACAACGCAUGAGCGUUAACCUGACUCCGCAGCUCUGUGGAUACAGGCGAUUAUUUUUAAAGGCGAAUUUAACUCCCAACACGUUUGUGAGGCAGAACUUUGCUUUUGUCGGGUGGAGGUGCACCGGACAAUACCAGGAGGCAUGGCGGAGAGAAGUGGCCGCCUUAGCUUUCCGGGGAGCGGGGCACUAAACAGACCGGUGCCUAUGAACCUCUUCGCUACCUGGGAGAUAGAUGGUUCUUCUCCUAACUGCAUUCCUAGGCUCUGCAGUCUUACUCUGAAGAAGCUUGUGGUGUUGAGGGAGUUGGACAAAGAGCUCAUCUCUGUGGUCAUCGCUGUCAAAAUCCAGGGCUCCAAGCGGAUCUUGCGAUCCCAUGAGAUCGUGCUGCCCCCUUCUGGUGUGGUGGAGACUGACUUGGCUCUCACUUUCUCUCUACAGUACCCCCACUUCUUGAAGAGAGAGGGGAAUAAGCUACAGAUUCUUUUACAGAGGAGGAAGCGCUAUAAGAACCGCACCAUUCUGGGCUACAAGACCCUUGCAGCUGGCUCAGUCGACAUGGCAGAGGUUCUGCAACACCCAGCAGAAGGAGGGCAAGUGUUGGCUCUCUGCAGCCACCAGAAGGAGCUCCUGGGGAAGGUUGCUGAGAUCUGGAUCUACUCUCUCUCCAGCCAGCCCAUUGACCAUGAAGAAGCAGCCAUACUGGGCCAGAAAAUCAAAUGCUCCGACAACUACUCAGAAGAGGAGUAUGAGAGCUUCUCAUCAGAGCAGGAGGCCAGCGACGACGCAGUGCAUGGUCAGGAUCUUGAAGAUGAUGAGUUUGAUGUAAGGAAACCUAAAAAGCAGCGAAGAUCAAUCGUAAGGACAGCGUCAAUCACAAGGCAGCAGAACUUUAAACAGAGGGUGGUCGCUCUGCUCAAACGCUUUCGCGUCUCAGACGAGGUGUUAGAUUCAGAGCAGGAUCCAGCUGAGCCUCCUCCAGAAGUGGAGGAGGAUUUGGAUCUGGAGAGUGUAGACUUUGAGAACCCCAGUGACAGUGGGCCGGACCUGGAUGAUGACGACAGUGUACUCAGUACCCCCAAACCCCAGCUCAAGCCAUAUUUCGAGGGUGUCUCUCUUUCUAGCUCUCAAACUGAGAUUGGUAGCAUUCACAGCAUGAGGAGUCAUAGAGAGCCACCCAGUCCAAUGGAUCCUGACAAGGUGAAGUCUACAGGGAAGUUUCAGAUGGAUGAUGUGCCCGACAGUAUCACUUUCGGAGAGCCAGAGGUUGUUACCCCCACCACAGAAUUGGAGAUGAUGGACAACAUGGACACCUUCUUGGAGAAGCUACCCCCUUCUGGCAAAAUGACCAAAACCGAGUCGCUCAUUAUUCCCUCCAACAGGCAGGAGCCCAAGCCGACUGGCCGGAGGGGGAGGAGCACAUCCCUGAAGGAAAGGCAAACCAGCCGGCCUCCCAACGAGAGAGCCAACAGCCUUGACAACGAGCGCUCGCCAGACCCACGCUGCCACCUUCAGAUUCCGCGUAAAACAGUAUAUGACCAGCUCAACCACAUCCUGGUGUCAGAUGACCACCUUCCCGACAACAUCAUCCUCAUUAGUACCUCGGAAUGGCAGGGGCAGUAUCUGUCUAAUGUCCUCCAGAAUCACGGUCUCCCUGUGGUGUGCACAUGCACCACGGCUGAUGUUCAGGCUGCUUUUAACACCAUCAUUUCAAGGAUACAGAGAUUUUGUAACAGUAAUUCCAUCACUCCUGCUCCCGUGAAAAUUGCAGUAGCGGGUGCUCAGCACUACCUCUCUGCUGUGCUUCGCUUCUUUGUUGAUCACCUGACUCAUAAGACCCCAGACUGGCUCACCUACUUGCGCUUCCUCAUCAUUCCACUGGGAGUCCAUCCUGUAUCUAAGUACUUGGGCAGUAUAGAUUACAGGUAUAAUAGUUUGUUCCAGGACUCAGCGUGGCGAGAUCUCUUCUAUAAAGCUGAGGCUCCUGUUCUAGUGCAAGAUAAUCCUGAUGUGGUUGCCAGGGUAACACAGUACAUGCUUGGUGCAAAUGGAGCCUACCAGCUCCCCAUAGCGGAGGCAAUGCUGACUUACAAGCAGAAGAGGAAAAAGAGCUUUCAUUUUGAUUUUGCAGUAAGCCCAGAUGAAGACUCCUGUCAGAAAUUCAUCCCCUUCAUAGGAAUGGUGAAUGUUGGGAUUAUUGAACAGAGCUCUGCUGCUUCAGGAGAUUCAGAUGAUGCUGCUCCUGUGGGCUCUCUCCUUUCCUCUACUUCUCCUCAAAUAUCUCCUUCUCUUAAAGAAGCAUCCCCCACUCCUCCCUCUUCCCCAUCUGUCCACGCAUCAUUCUGCAGUUCCCCUGGAGGUGGACAGGGGGAGCUAAUGGGACUGCAGGUCGACUACUGGGUGGCUCCAUCAGAGAAGAAAAGAGAUAUGGAAAAGAAGGACACCUCCUCUAAGAACACACUCAAGUGUACGUUUCGCUCGCUGCAGGUUAGCCGCCUCCCAUUAGGUGGGCCAGAGGCGGGGCCACAGCCAACCAUGUCAAUGACUGUUGUGACCAAGGAGAAGAACAAAAAAGUGAUGUUUCUGCCCAAGAAGACGAAAGAUAAAGAGGUGGAGUCUAAGAGUCAGGUGAUCGAAGGCAUCAGCCGCCUCAUCUGCACUGCCAAACACCAGCAAACAAUGCUCAAAGUGUUGAUAGAUGGGGUGGAGUGGCACGAUGUGAAGUUUUUCCAGCUGGCAGCUCAGUGGUCGUCUCACGUCAAGCACUUCCCCCUCGCCAUUUUCGGACACUCCAAAGGGCCAUACUGAGGCAGCGCCCUCUGUUGGCUGUACCCCAAACUGCUGACAGCUUCUAACUGACCCUGACCUCUGACCCUUGCCCCACCAAUUCAUUCUAUAUGUGCCGAUGGCCUUUAACACCCUGCUGCUGCCCAAUCCAUCCCGAUGUCUUAAUUUAAACGCCUGCUCUUUUGUUUGUUGUCUUUUUCUUUUGUUGUUGCUAUUUUAUUUCCUUCUUUUUUUAAUGACAGACUCGCAGCAGGGUGGAGCUUGUUCCCGUCAGACUCUUUGCUGAACAUUUUAAAUGCAGCCCCAUUUUUCCUCUCCUAACUGGAGCCUAACAAACUGACCACAUGGACUGAUUAACUGGCUAAUUAAUAGCUGUUUGAGUGUCCUUCCAUCACCAUCGUGGUUUAAUCAGGAAAACACAACAGUGCUCCCCCUGACACACACAGAAUUAGAGUGUUUGAA